This is a messenger RNA of Fusarium oxysporum Fo47, 1209 nucleotides long. RefSeq names its product major facilitator superfamily transporter. The record is from RefSeq and is a predicted model, not a curated record. The transcript has 6 exons. Gene Ontology annotation, biological process: transmembrane transport. Gene Ontology annotation, molecular function: transmembrane transporter activity. Gene Ontology annotation, cellular component: membrane. NCBI's taxonomy places the organism in Eukaryota, Fungi, Ascomycota, Sordariomycetes, Hypocreales, Nectriaceae. The coding region runs from base 1 to 1209 and encodes 402 amino acids.
AUGAUCCCCCAUAGCGAGAAAGCGUCUCGACUAGAUGUCGAAAGAUCCUAUGAGUCAACAGCCGACCAAUUUCACCCCCUUGAUACUCAUGCGCAUGAUAAAUCGAGCCAGACAAAAGAUUAUCUCGAAUUACAAAAGUGGAACUAUCCGAAGGGCAACGUGCCGCGGCUCGGUUUUGCAUUCUUGUCUUUCAUCAUUGCCGGCAUGAACGACGCUGCAGUUGGGCUUGAGAAAUACUACGAUCUCAACUAUACAACAGCACAUAUUCACUUACGUUGGGGCCAGAGAGGAGUCGCCAUUCUGGCGCCUAUGUGUCAUGUCAUUGCGUUCACCAUCGUCACAAUUCACCCACCGUUUUCUGCUCUGGUUGUGCUCUAUGGCUUGAGUGGAUUUGGUAACGGACUGGCCGAUGCUGCGUAUUGUGCCUGGGUUGGAGCUAUGGACAAGUCGAAUCAGAUUCAAGGCUUUAUGCAUUCUUGUUACUCUCUGGGUGCACUAUGCGGGCCUCUCAUCUCGACUUCGAUGGUCGUUCACUCAGGCUUGCCAUGGUACUCGUUUUUCUACGUCAUGGUUGGUAUAUCGGCCGUUGAGUGGGCUGGACUAAUGUUAACCUUUUGGCGAAAGACUGGCGCAGUGUACCGAGCGGAGAAUUCAGCGGGAGGAGAAGACACGGGUGCAGGUGCUCUUUAUUUCUUUACCUACAUGGGAGUCGAAGUGGGGCUUGGUGGCUGGAUUGUCACAUUCAUGUUACGUACCCGAAAAGCAACAGCAUUCUCAUCAGGUGUUUCGGGUUCGGGUUUCUGGGCCGGUCAAACUCUGGGGCGGGUAACCCUGGAUUUUGUGACGGAGAGAUAUGGCGAGCGAAUUUGCAUCACGAUCUAUCUUGCCUUUGCUGUUGCCAUGCAGCUCAUCUUUUGGCUUGUGCCUAGCUUCAUGGCUUCUGCCAUCGCCGUGGUUUUCUUAGGAGUCUUCCUUGGUCCCAUGUUCCCGGGUGCCAUCACAGUAACUGCUAAGUUACUUCCCAAGCGCAUCCAUGUAAGUGCGAUAGGCUUUGCAAUGUCGAUGGGAGGCACUGGCGGAACUAUUUUCCCUUUUAUUAUUGGUCCACUUGCGUCCAAGUAUGGCGUCUGGGCUAUGCAGCCUUUUAUUCUUGGACUUCUAAUCGUGAUAGCGGCUACAAGUUUUUGCUUUCCCCGAGUCUCGAGAUAA